Bicyclus anynana (squinting bush brown) is the source of this 1345-nucleotide messenger RNA. Its product is annotated as sulfotransferase 1A1. Bases 246 to 1295 code for a protein of 349 amino acids. Gene Ontology annotation, biological process: sulfation. The transcript is spliced from 7 exons. Gene Ontology annotation, molecular function: sulfotransferase activity. Gene Ontology annotation, cellular component: cytoplasm. The record is from RefSeq and is a predicted model, not a curated record. NCBI's taxonomy places the organism in Eukaryota, Metazoa, Arthropoda, Insecta, Lepidoptera, Nymphalidae.
AUACACAGUAGUCAUAUAAGUAUUGUAGUUAGCGAUCGUCGUGUCAAAGAUUUAUUUACCUUACGAGAUUUAUUACAAUUUGUAAAUAAACUAGAAAAUAUUAAUCAGUCAAGGUUUCGAGUUCACGACAUUCAUUUCAUAGUUCGUUGUCUGUAACGUAGAUAACAGUAUCACGAAUUUGAUAGUAUAUAAGUCAUACGAAAAGGAGCGAAAGAGUUUAUUCGUAGUGAAUCUGUUGCAAAACAAUGGUGAAGCAAAGAGAUCAGGAUGACUUCCCCUACGAGAUCAAGGAUGUUGAGCCGGAGUUGGCUGCAAAGCUGAUGGUGCAUUAUACAGGAGAGCUGACAGGCUUCGUGCGCGUCGGGCCUAAGGGCUACUUCUUCCCUCACAAGUACAAAUCUUGCGCGGCCAGCUACUACAACCUGCCCGUACGAGCGGACGACGUCUUCGUCAACACAUACCCCAGGUCUGGAACGACGUGGGCACAAGAACUGAUAUGGCUCCUGAAAAAUAAUUGCGAUUUCGAAACGGCAUUGGAAGUGCCACUGAAUAUUAGAUUUCCGUUCUUAGACUUUUCCAUGAUCAUCCACCCAGAACUUGCGAAACAAAUGUACGAAGAGAACAAAGGUGACGAAGAGAAAUUGCGCAUCGUGGAACUUUCUAACUUGCCUGGAGCUGAGAAGGUCAGCGCCAUGCCUUCACCGCGCUUCAUCAAGAGUCAUAUCCCCCUGUCCCUCCUCCCCCCUACCCUGGUGGAUCAGGCCAAGGUGGUGUACGUGGCCAGAGACCCCAGGGACGUGGUGGUGUCUGUGUACCAUCUGUGCAAAAUGCACAGGAUCCACGGCGCUCCGGACAGUUUCAAAGAGUUUUGGAACUGGUUUAUUAAAGAUCAGCAACACUAUUGCCCGCUAUUCGAGCACGUCAAAGAAGCUUGGAAUCUGAGGCAUCAUCCGAAUAUGUUUUUUAUAUUCUAUGAAGAACUAUACGAGAACUUGCCAUUGACGAUUCAAAGAAUGAGCAGCUUCCUGGGAACCAAAGAGUGCACUCCGGAGCAGAUCGAGCGACUCUGCGACCACCUCAGCUUCGAGAAGUUUAAGAACAACAAAGCCGUCAAUCACUCGCUGCUCAGUAAAAUCAAUUUUAUUAACGGCAAACAUCCCUUCAUUAGGAAAGGCAAAAUGGGCGGCUGGCGAGAUUACUUCGACAGCGAGAUGAUUGAACAAGCAGAACAUUGGUUUGCAGAUAAUCUCACUGACACGGAUCUGGUCUACCCCUCCAUGAAGACCACAACAUGACUAUAUGAUCACUAAAACUAGCAUUAAGUAUUAAAUAAUAUAUACAUUGA